Molecule: messenger RNA, 7972 nt
Organism: Grammomys surdaster
Lineage: Eukaryota; Metazoa; Chordata; Mammalia; Rodentia; Muridae
Gene: Srgap1
Product: SLIT-ROBO Rho GTPase activating protein 1
Exons: 22
Coding region: 149-3406 (1085 amino acids)
Biological process (GO): signal transduction; negative regulation of cell migration
Cellular component (GO): cytoplasm
Molecular function (GO): GTPase activator activity; protein binding
Source: RefSeq, a predicted model, not a curated record
CCUCCCGUCCCUCCCGUCCCUCCCGCGGGUGCUGCCUCUGGCUUCUCUGCGAGAGGGAGUACAACUCUUCUGCUUCUCCACGGAGAGUGGCCGGUGACCACCCGACGAGAACUUGCCCAUUGAAAGCAAGCCCCGGAACAGCCGGAGAAUGUCCACCCCGAGCAGAUUCAAGAAGGACAAAGAGAUCAUAGCCGAGUAUGAAAGUCAAGUCAAAGAAAUCCGAGCCCAGCUGGUAGAGCAACAAAAAUGCCUGGAGCAGCAGACGGAGAUGCGAGUUCAGCUGCUCCAGGACCUACAAGAUUUCUUCCGGAAGAAAGCCGAAAUUGAGACAGAAUAUUCUCGGAACCUGGAGAAGCUGGCAGAAAGGUUCAUGGCCAAAACAAGAAGCACUAAGGACCACCAACAGUUCAAGAAAGACCAGAACCUGUUGUCUCCAGUGAACUGCUGGUAUUUGCUCCUGAACCAAGUGAGGAGAGAGAGCAAAGACCAUGCCACCUUGAGUGACAUCUACCUGAACAAUGUCAUUAUGCGGUUCAUGCAGAUAAGCGAGGAUUCCACCCGGAUGUUUAAAAAGAGCAAAGAGAUUGCGUUCCAGCUCCACGAGGACUUGAUGAAGGUUCUCAACGAGCUUUACACGGUGAUGAAGACCUACCACAUGUACCACUCGGAGAGCAUCAGUGCAGAGAGUAAGCUGAAGGAAGCUGAGAAACAGGAGGAGAAGCAGAUUGGGAGAUCCGGCGACCCGGUUUUCCACAUCCGGCUAGAGGAGAGGCAUCAGCGGCGGAGCUCUGUGAAGAAAAUUGAAAAAAUGAAGGAAAAGAGACAAGCAAAAUAUUCAGAAAAUAAGCUGAAAUCGAUCAAAGCUCGCAACGAGUAUCUCCUAACACUUGAAGCAACCAACGCCUCUGUGUUCAAGUAUUAUAUCCACGAUCUUUCAGACUUAAUCGAUUGCUGUGAUCUUGGCUACCAUGCAAGUCUGAACAGAGCCCUCAGAACGUACCUCUCGGCAGAGUACAACCUCGAAACCUCCAGACACGAAGGCUUAGACAUCAUUGAAAAUGCUGUGGACAGUUUAGAGCCAAGGAGUGACAAGCAGAGAUUCAUGGAGAUGUACCCUGCGGCGUUCUGCCCACCGAUGAAAUUCGAGUUCCAGUCUCACAUGGGUGAUGAGGUGUGUCAGGUCAGCGCCCAGCAGCCUGUCCAGGCGGAGCUCAUGCUCCGGAACCAACAGCUGCAGUCCCGACUGGCCACGCUCAAGAUCGAGAGUGAGGAGGUCAAGAAAACAACAGAAGCCACCCUCCAGACGAUCCAAGAUAUGGUCACAAUUGAGGACUACGACGUGUCUGAGUGCUUCCAACACAGCCGAUCCACAGAGUCUGUGAAGUCCACUGUGUCCGAAACCUACCUGAGUAAACCCAGCAUCGCCAAGAGACGAGCUAACCAGCAAGAAACUGAGCAGUUCUACUUCAUGAAACUUCGAGAGUUCUUGGAAGGCAGUAAUCUCAUCACAAAGCUUCAGGCUAAGCACGACUUGCUGCAGAGGACUCUUGGAGAAGGUCAUAGAGCUGAAUAUAUGACUACCAGGCCUCCAAACGUCCCCCCUAAGCCCCAGAAACACAGGAAGUCCAGACCCCGCUCCCAGUAUAAUGCUAAGUUGUUUAAUGGGGAUUUGGAGACAUUCGUCAAGGAAUCGGGCCAGGUUAUCCCUCUCAUUGUGGAAAGCUGCAUCCGAUUCAUUAACCUCUAUGGCCUUCAGCAUCAGGGGAUUUUCAGAGUGUCUGGUUCCCAGGUGGAAGUGAACGAUAUCAAGAAUUCUUUUGAGAGAGGUGAGAACCCUCUGGCCGAUGACCAGAGCAACCACGAUAUUAACUCCGUGGCGGGCGUUCUGAAGCUAUACUUCCGCGGGCUGGAAAACCCCCUCUUUCCUAAGGAAAGGUUUAAUGACCUGAUUUCGUGCAUCAGAAUAGAUAACCUCUAUGAGAGGGCGCUCCACAUCCGCAAACUCCUCCUGACCUUGCCCAGGUCGGUCCUUAUAGUGAUGAGAUACCUGUUUGCCUUCCUCAAUCACCUCUCCCAGUACAGUGAUGAGAAUAUGAUGGAUCCUUACAACCUGGCCAUCUGCUUCGGCCCAACACUGAUGCCGGUUCCGGAAAUACAGGACCAAGUGUCUUGCCAGGCACAUGUGAAUGAAAUUGUGAAGACCAUCAUUAUCCAUCACGAGACAAUUUUCCCAGAUGCUAAAGAACUGGAUGGCCCUGUGUAUGAGAAGUGUAUGGCUGGAGGCGACUACUGUGACAGCCCAUACAGUGAGCAUGGUACACUGGAGGAGGUGGACCAAGACGCCGGCACAGAGCCCCAUACCAGUGAAGACGAGUGUGAGCCCAUCGAAGCCAUAGCCAAGUUUGACUACGUCGGGCGGUCAGCCAGAGAGCUGUCCUUCAAGAAGGGUGCGUCCUUGCUGCUGUAUCACCGCGCCUCUGAGGACUGGUGGGAAGGCAGACACAACGGGAUCGAUGGGCUCGUGCCUCAUCAGUACAUAGUCGUGCAAGACAUGGACGAUACAUUUUCAGACACACUGAGCCAGAAAGCCGACAGUGAAGCCAGCAGUGGGCCAGUCACUGAAGACAAGUCCUCAUCGAAGGACAUGAACUCCCCAACUGACCGACAUUCUGAUAGCUAUUUAGCCAGACAAAGGAAGAGAGGUGAGCCACCCCCUCCGGGAAGACGUCCUGGCAGGACCAGUGAUGGCCACUGUCCCCUGCAUCCCCCACAUGCUCUUUCUAACUCCUCAAUAGAUCUGGGAUCCCCAAACCUAGCCAGUCACCCCAGGGGCCUGUUGCAGAACCGUGGCCUCAAUAAUGACAGUCCUGAGAGGCGGCGCCGGCCGGGCCAUGGCAGCCUGACCAACAUCAGUCGGCACGACUCCCUCAAGAAGAUGGACAGCCCUCCUAUCCGGAGGUCUACGUCAUCAGGGCAGUACACCAGCUUCAACGACCACAAGCCGCUGGACCCCGAAACCAUUGCUCAGGAUAUUGAAGAGACCAUGAACACUGCUUUGAACGAACUCCGCGAACUUGAGAGGCAGAGCACCGUGAAGCACACCCCGGAUGUCGUGCUAGACACCUUGGAACAAGUGAAAAACUCGCCCACGCCCGCGACUUCCACAGAAUCGCUCAGCCCGCUGCACAACGUCACCCUCAGGAGCUCAGAGCCUCAGAUUCGCCGGAGCACCAGCUCCUCCAGCGAUACAAUGAGUACUUUCAAGCCUAUGGUAGCGCCCAGGAUGGGCGUCCAGCUGAAGCCCCCAGCCCUUAGGCCAAAGCCCGCUGUUCUUCCAAAAACAAACCCUACCGUAGGACCUGCUGCAUCUUCCCAGGGUCCCACAGACAAGUCUUGCACGAUGUAAAAACAAAGGUCACAAAGGGAGUGGGAUGGUCUGAAGGUAAAAAUGAAUGAGUGGCAAGAUUCGGUGAUCCCCAACCGUCCUCGGUAUCACGAUUAUAACUGGAGGUCCUUUGGCUUUUCUAUGUUGUAUCGAAUGUAACGAUGUCUGGGACUAGCUAAAUUAACACGGGCAUUUGUAUUUUGUAAUUUUUUUUUAAAUAACUGGACACAUGUCAUUUUAAAGACACUAGAAACACUUAGACUUACUUGAAAAUCCAAUGCUGCACCCUUGUCAUGAAGGCAACACCUCACCCAGCACGGUAUACGGCUUCGGAUUCAGUGUUGCCUCGGUGAGUGUCCCGGAAGCAAGAGAACCCGAGUCCCAGGUCGAACUGGAGCGUCAUCGUCUGCCACGAUCUGUGACCCUUGUGGGAAGAGCACUCGUUGCCUAGCAACCGACAACAAGCACCUCCAACUCUGUCCAGGGUGGUGCCUCGCACCUGAUAAAAGUCACAGAGGGACCUUCCAGUGGGACCUUCAGUUCAUGGCUUGAAGGAGUUCAAAGAUGGACCCUUCCAUUAAAAUUCAUUUCCCUGGAUCCAGGUUAAAGACUCAGUGGAAGGGUGUAGAAGAUACUCAGGUGUUGCUUGAACUAAACCUGGGAAAGGCAGUAAGGGAAACGUCUCCAAGGCCCAGAGAAGUCCAAGCCCACCCCUUACACUUAUGUAGAACUAGAGCAGCCGACUUGUAAGGACUUCCUGGUUACACCACAAACUCCUGCAGAUUUGUUCGAUAACUGCCUGAGAAAUAUGUCCACCUUCCCCUGAACCCCAUGUUUUCUCCUUUAUGGCAAUGGAAACAACCAAACAGGAAAUGAAUCCUUGGUCCACUGAUGUUGUGACUAAAUUACCUUGGUUCCUUUAUGCUACAAAGGCCCAGUGGUCCCCAAUAGGAAGCCCCAGCCUUGCUAGCUACCCACAGCUCUCUCUGAGCCAAGCCAGAUCUGGCUACGGUACUGAGCGAGAGCCAUGCAAGGCCACCAUGGGAAGACAACUUUGUGGCGCCGGGGUGAUGCCUUCCCAGUUUUGUACCUCAGAAUCGUGACUUCUGUUCUCAUCCUGUUUGUGCUUGCAUCUUUUGGAUUUUGCUUUAUGGUCUCUACAGACCUUCCUGUAGUCCAGUGGGCUCAAUUGGAGACCUGUUUUCCUGGUAUUUUAGCACAUAGCCAUUUUUCUUUAUCAUAUAUGCUAUAUUUUUCCUCUAUCUUAAAAAAAAAUAUGGUGGAUUUGUGUUUAUUUGGUUCUGGGGGCUGACGGAGACCUCUUGCAUGCUAAGUAUACACUACCACUGAGCUGGAGAUCCCAGCCCUCACCCACAAGAUCAUUCUGGACACAGCCAUUUUUUCACUAAGGUACUAAUCACAAUUCUCGUAGCUGUAGCAGCCAGCAUCUGUAUUAACACUGAACUUCCUGAUGAGGCAAACAGAUGGCUCAAAGCAAACCCAUCCACCCACCAUUAAUUACCUUCUAGGUCUAAUUUCAAACUGGCCUCCGGUUGCACACCCACCUAAGAGUAGCACAGCACUGACAAUAACUCCUGCAGAAACCAACCAAGACCUACGCUAAAGUCAAGAUAGUGGCUACCUCAGUUUGCCAGUCUAGUCAUUCCAUUGCAGGAAAAAAAUAUUGAUGAACUGUUCCCUUUCCAAGUCACUCUCCUCAUUUCACAAAUGUGCUGAAGACAUACUUCCUACCCCUCCCCCCACCACCAGGUACUUCAGGUAUGGUAAGGUUUUAAACCUCGAAUUUUUCAGAACCAUUCUUCUCUGACCAUUUUUGAAAAAAGAAACCAUGGAGACCCAGCCAGGACUGCCCUUUGACGGACACUGACUGCUGGUCUCCUUGGAAGUAUAUUAUCUCCUAAAUGAACCCGCCAUUUAUUUAGAAAACAAUAAUGACUCUUAGUACUGCGUUUCUGGUUUCUUGAUGGAUGAUACCAACAGAAGGCAGAAGGAACUGGCUGCCUUUUGAGUUUGUUUGUAGAUGCCUUUCUUAAGCUUUAAUUUUAUUUUUUCAGAUCUUAACUUCCUUAAACAGCUCCCUAGGAAUCCCCUCCACCCCACCCACCUUCACCCCACCCCACCUCCCCACCCCACCCCGCUGCAUUUGAUGCCAUGCUCCACCUAUGCUCCACCUUUCUACCCCUAGGUCAGGACUCUGCUGCCUUGAAUAACAAAGGCCAUGCUUCUGUACACUGCCAAGGUCUCUUCCUCUAGGAAACGCUCCUAGUAGACUCUAUCUUUCCUUUAUCUUCUCUCCAGUACCUGUUGCCAUUCCCAGCCUUAACUUUUGUCUCUAAUGAAAGUCAAAAGGGUAGAUGGCCUCCAGGGAGGCGCUCACCAAUCCUUCCUUUCUUUAGAGGUGGCUCAACAGGCCUAUGCUUUCCUCUCUGACGUUGGCACCCUUUGAGCCACGCACGGACUAGUUUAAAGUAAGGCAUCCCCCUGCACAAAGGAUCCUUAAAACUGUCAGUAAAGCUCCCUAAAAGCUGUAGCAGUUGAGAAGGGUCACCUUGCAGGGCCUGGUUUAAACCACAGGUGUAGCACAGCAGGAAGGCACAAGGAAAGGAUGGACAUGAACCCCAAGGUACUCUCUGUUUUCCCCCAUUUCCAGAUCUCACAGUCCAUGUGCAGUUUAGGGAUGGGAGUAUUUCCUGAGCAAAUGACAGUCCGCAACAAUACCCAACUCCACACGUGUUAACGAUUCAGAGCUGAUAGAAUCACACAUUUUCGUCCCAUCCUAAAACCCCGAUGGAGAUUUGCGAAGCCUCGUGGUGUGAGUUGGGGGUUUGAGGUAUGGAUUGCUAGGAACUUACUGCACAUUCUCUGAGGAGUGUCUGUUGAGGGCACCGCACAAAGCUUGAGUUCUUGCCACUUGCCUUGUGUUCGCACAACGUAAUCUAACGUCGGUGCCCCAAGAGCCAGCCACAGAACAAUUCAUACUGAGGUCCCACACAUUCUACGACCACAGUCAUGAGUAAUUACCAAUGAGUAAAGAGCUCCCAAGGGUCAGACGGUCUCUCUUGAGUUUUCUGUCUCUGCAUUUGCCAUUCCCAAAGUGGCUCUAUUAUUUAAUUAAGAAGCUGGGUCGGCGGUAGUGGUCUUAGCAUUUCGGAUUGCUCCGCCUCUAUGUCUAUGUGCUGAAGGAACCAUGACCGAACAUCAGAAAUCUAACAGCAAGGAGGCCAUGAGUCCGUUGAGAGUCUAUUUGGGUUGAUAUUUUUCUCCUGGCCAGAGUAGGAAAGACCAUAAAUGCGGAAACUGCAUUUAGGGUGCCAUCUUUGGUAUCCACCACUGAGACUCUGAAACACAGAGAGCUUGGAAGUGAAAAUAGAACCCCUCUACUUGAGACUGACCCCUGAGCUGAGAGCCCCCCUCAAGCUCCAGCAGGCUGGAGCCUCGAAGGCUUGCAGCAGAUGACUUUGGCGCCGAUUAUAAAGCCAGAGACUGAGUUUUCACUCAUCCUAAUAUACUUUAUUAAAAAAAAAAAAAAAGUCUCAGUGGUAUAAUCAAAAUGGGUAACUGUAUCUUUAAAUUACAUAGGGAAUUUUGUAUGUUUAAAUAACCGUACCGGGUCCCAUAAUGCUUAUCUUAGAAACUAGUAAAAGAAAACUAUAUAAACCGUGCGUUCGUGAAUGCCCCCUCCGUAGAGCGUUCGCCUAGGUUUCCGUGUGUAGUGUGACGGUGAUUGCAGAUAUCUAAAGUAGUACGUGGUCGUGUCACAGGAGAGAUUGCUCUGUCCCUGCAUUCUUAAUGAUAACUCCCGCCCACGUAAUUAAGCCAGUGUUGUCCUUUCCUGUCGGUUUGGUCAGUUGCAGUACCGGUAGCUUUCUGCUUGUGACAGUUACCUGAGUGUGUCAAUGUACAUCUCUAGUAUGUACAUGUGAAAGUGCCUUCCUAGCUUAGCGUUUAGCCUUGCUCUUGGACUGCUUCCCACUACGUCCCGCCCACUUCCUUCAUUUCCUGACGCCCACCACAGUGUUCUGAAACUCCCUCCGCUUGUUCCCGGCCUCUCUCCAUCCCCGCCAUCCUCCUGUGCCUCCUGUGUCACAUGCAUCUAGCAUCCAUGUGGAUUAUCGCUGUCUUGUUGUCCCCUCCUAGACGUGACUGUGCCUUUCUCACCCUGCAGUGACUCCCUGCCAUCCGAUCCAACCUUCCCACCACGCCCCACCCACACUGCCCCUGCCAUCCUAUCCCCAUGCUCUAUAUGUACCGGCUCUCCAGUACAUCCUGUUCCUCUCUGAGGUGAGGAGAAAAGGGACGCUAUUACAUUACAGUCCUGGAAGAAAAGAUGUUUUGUUAAUUUGUCGUGACGAUGCACUUUUCUGUAUAGUACAGUACAUUUUUGGCAUGUACCGUUACAGGCUUCAAUAUACGGUCGGGUUUGUUCUUCAAGGGGUAGCUUUAUAAUAAACAUGAUAGUUCUGCCCGCCUUGGUCUGCUCGUGAUUUGCUGUGACCGUCCUGUCUGUUCCUUUUUUACUCUUGUUCCCCUGGAGAGUUGGGUGGCAUUAAAGAAUGUGAAAUUUUU